CCUCGCUGCUGCCCAACACUCGCCAUGCGUCCUGGAGCACUGUGGCCGCUGCUUUGGGGAGCCCUGGUCUGGGCAGUGGGAUCCGUGAGCGCCGCGAUGGGCUCGGGAGAUUCUGUGCCCGGUGGUGUGUGCUGGCUCCAGCAGGGCAGAGAGGCCACCUGCAGUCUGGUGCUGAAGACACAUGUCAGCCGGGAGGAGUGUUGUGCUUCCGGCAACAUCAACGCAGCCUGGUCCAAUUUCACCCACCCAGGCAAUAAAAUCAGCCUGCUAGGAUUCCUGGGCCUCGUCCACUGCCUCCCGUGCAAAGAUUCUUGCGAUGGAGUGGAGUGCGGCCCUGGCAAGGCGUGCCGCAUGUUGGGGGGCCGUCCACACUGCGAGUGCGUGCCAAACUGCGAGGGGCUUCCCGCGGGCUUCCAGGUCUGUGGCUCUGAUGGCGCCACCUACGGGGACGAAUGCGAACUGCGCGCCGCGCGCUGUCGCGGACACCCAGACCUGCGCGUCAUGUACCGCGGCCGCUGCCAAAAGUCGUGCGCUCAGGUAGUGUGCCCGCGCCCCCAGUCGUGCCUUGUGGAUCAGACCGGCAGCGCACACUGCGUAGUGUGUCGCGCUGCGCCCUGCCCGGUACCUUCAAACCCCGGCCAAGAACUCUGUGGCAACAACAACGUUACCUACAUCUCGUCCUGUCACCUACGCCAGGCCACUUGCUUCCUGGGCCGCUCCAUUGGAGUUCGGCACCCGGGCAUCUGCACAGGUGGCCCCAAAGUACCAGCAGAGGAGGAAGAGAACUUCGUGUGAGCUGCAGCCACUGGGCCUGGUAUUUGAGGCCACCCCGAUUUUAUUUAUUGUUACAGAAAAGAUUCUAAUUUAUGUCACAUGAACAGUCCCCAAACCUGGCCUGGAACCACUUCGGGAUCCCCUAGGAUCCUGAGCACCUAUCUCAAGGACUGAAGGAAGAUUUUGUAAGAGUUGGUAUGUGCCAUCACCAGGUCCUGAGAUCACCUGCCGCCCAGGGAGGGCAGCUUCGUGGAGACCCACUGCUUUGAUCUUCCCACCUGCUUUCCAGGCUGGAGCUGUCUCAGGGCACAGCCGAUGGUAGUGUGUCCACCUCAAUUGGUGUUUGCAUAUGGCUGACCUCAGACCAGAGCAGGCAGCAUCAGGUCAGAGAAACACUGGGUUCAUUCCUGUUCAGUCCACUCAGGGUGGGACCUGGUAGAAGCAUUGGCUGACUCUCAGGCCUGGGACAGCCAGUGGACACUACAAUUCACUGUGCCCAGAGCACCCCAGAGUCACUCUAACACUUACCGCCCUGUUUGCUGGACACCCACAUAGCUUUCACCCAGUUCCCAACCAGCCCCACUUGUCACCAAGCCCAGCCGCAGGUAGUGACACCAGCCAGAUGCUGUUUGGGGCCGGAAGUGUUAUUUCUCAUCCUUCACCCAGCUAAGGCUGAGAAUUACCCACAGGUGCCUUCGAGGAAACCGAAAGGGGGCGCUGUAGCUCAGUAGGCAGAGGGCUUUUGUAGCAUUCCCAAAGCCCCGCCUCCAUCCCCAGCACCACGGAAAACAGAUAUGUUGGCUCUGGCCUGUCAUCCCCGCACUUGGGAAGCAGAGGGGAUCAGGCAUUGAAGUUGAUCCUUGGCCAGCCUGAGCCAGUGUCGGACCACAACCGAAGACCGCGGGAAGGUGCACAGCCCUCCAGUUUGGAAGCAAGGAGUUCCCAGGGUCUUUCUUGCUAUCCUCCAGUUCUCAGCUGUGCCUUUCUUGUAAUGUUCCCAAAAGUGUCCUUAGUAGGGAGCUGUGGUACCCUCUCCUACUCUGGAGCUCUGCCUCACCAAGGAAGUAAAAGGCAAUAAAACCCACCAUGUGUGACCAGCC
Messenger RNA from Arvicanthis niloticus (Nile rat), 1874 nucleotides. The record is from RefSeq and is a predicted model, not a curated record. NCBI's taxonomy places the organism in Eukaryota, Metazoa, Chordata, Mammalia, Rodentia, Muridae.